AUGUCUCUAGUUUCCGCGCAACGUCCGACUAUCCUAGAUAGGGACCGAGCUCUUUCAGAUCAAGAUGUCGGGCUUCUUUAUCAGAUUAUUACUCGCGCUGAGCAGAAUCCUGAUGUCGAACGUUUACCCUACAGAGCACUCUUUGCAGCGUACGAUGAGGUUAUCGCCGAACAUGGCGGUCCUGAGGCAGACCCGGACCAGGUCUGCAUGCACUUCCUCUUCAAAAUGGGCACCGGAGGCCUUGCGAAUCAAUCCUUAUUCGAAAGAUUUGAAAAUGUCCUGCAGCGCAUGGGAAUUGUCCUAUCAUUCGAUGACACAGGACCCGAAGAACUCAGUCGGUAUGCGCAGUAUCUAUCCGUCCAGGAAGUCCAAGGCGAACCACAAUUCACCGACCGGAUCGGUGACGAUACAACACAACGUUCACAUCGAAAAAGAAGGGCCUCGUUCAAUUCAAUGUAUGAUGUCGGUGAAGAUGCGACACAAAGAUAUGGAAACCGGCCAAGUUCGAGGUCUUCAAUGUCUCGUCUGGAUCCCGGGAAGCCGGACUUCAUGGAGAUCGAUGACAGACCUCGAAAAAACAAACCAACUCGGCAAGACCCAGCAACUUCGCUCGAUAAGAACCAGUUGCUGGCCCAGUUUUUGGAAAUGGGACGUCGGUUGAUGGGUGGUUUGGAUCCAACGAGAGGGUUACACAACGAUAAUAAUCCUGUUCAGACAUCCGUGAAUGGACAUUUGAGUUCAUCCUCACACUCAGUUUCUCAAGGUCACUCAGAUAUUUUGAGACAAAUGGACGGGAACCAUUCUCCUCAAACCAACCAAAACUUCUACUCAGACGACAUAGGAGUAAUCCAUGAUGCGAAUCCUAAACCUAGCCUGUCUGAUAUGUUGCGAGACGCAUCUAGCUUCUCGACGUAUCGGAGAAGAGCAACUGCGAGAAACAUUCUCAUACAUUGGCUAACCCAAGCCGUUCGUUCACAGCAAAGAAAUCGAGAUAUGGAAGCCGUAGCUGUCAAUCAGGACCGAGCAACGCUUCUCCGACAAGCUCUUGACUUGUGGCGAGCAGAGCUAGAAAAAAAGCGCCAAAAUUCUCGUACGAAGAGAUUUUUUCGACACCUAGAAAACCGGGCUGCAAAAGCAAGGGAUCUGUAUCUCAUGACCAAGGCAUUCAGUCAUUGGGCGCAGCUAACAUCUGAUGAACUGUCGAAGGCGUCAGCAGCUCGUGAACAUAUCUUGAGCAUCAAGUACUUCAACGCCUGGCGCGAGAUAACGGCUGUUAACGUAAUGAAAGCGGAGCGUUUUGCCAUUCAAAAACCACUCGAUGGUUGGAGGAGGAAAAUUCAGCAAAUCAGGACAUUGGAUGACCAUGCAAUUCAUGCUCACGAGUAUAAUCGGAAACGAAAGUACCUGAUGAUGCUGCUCUGGAAUUUCUACUAUGAGCACCGAGCGCCCGAGUGGAGUGACUUUCGACUAAUGAAAGGUGCUUUUCUUUCUUGGAUCCGUGCCCUAAGGAGACAACGAGAACGUGAGGCAGAGAUAGACCAUGGUCUUCGUCAGGAGCUGCUACAUGCAACACUGAAAACAUGGUCGUAUCGACUCAGGUCGGUUGAAGCUGCUCAACUGGACGCAGACAUGGGUUAUAGGAAGAAAUUAUUAGGAGACCAGAUGGAAGUAUGGAGAGCUCAGACUCGACUGCAACCCGCAGCUAUACAGAUCGCUACAAAAAUAGAUUCGAGAGUACUGAAAACUACCCUAAUACAGUGGCGAUUACGGACAGAGAGCGUGCAGCACGCAAAGGAAGCGGAUCGAUUGAGGGUUUUGCGUAACACUUGGACCACUUGGAAUGAUCAUUUGCGAUGUUAUGCACUGAAAGAGCGCAUUGAUGAGCGACUAAAGAAGGAAGCCAUCUAUCGAUGGAUUUUGGCAGAAAGAUAUCGUCUUGCUCAACGAAUAAGAGAUCAACGCAUACAAAGGGAAGCUUUCGCUCAAUUCAUUUUCACUGUUCGGGAUACCUCGAAAGAGCUGUUACAGCGCGAAAACCAAUAUUUCCGACACUAUAAUGAGGAUUUAGCACGAUCUGCCCUCGAUUGUUGGAGAAAUAAACUUGCAGUACAACGUCAAAGAGAAUAUGCCGCUAUGGAAUUCUACGUUCCUCGAAUUGAGCAGGAAGCACUCACCAUCUGGAAUUCUAGGCACCAACAUCUUCAGAAUCUGGACAAGUGGUCUAGGGAUGCUCAGUUCUAUUUCAUUACGACCAAAUUUAUCAAACUCUGGCACAAUGCUGCGUUAGAUGCAUCUAAGAAACGCCGGCAAGAAGCUUAUGUGAAGAUUCGCAGGAAGGUCAAAAUGAAUAUUGCAGCGAGUGCCUUGCGUGUUUGGUACGACAAGUCGCGACGCAUGACAAAUCUUCACAAUCAAGCCAAUGAACUCAUGCAAACGAAGCUACUGAUAUACUCAACUGAGCUUGUCAGCCGUUGGCGUGAAAAGACCGCAAAGAUUACUCAGGAUACGCAGGACGCCGAGGUGUAUUACCACAGACAGCUUGCUUAUCAUCAGUUAUCGCGAUGGAUGGAUGAGUGUGAGAUAUAUCGCGGCUUGGAAGAGCAAGCCGAAGUUCUGGAUUUGAUACGUAUCUCUGGCGUUGUUUCCGCACAGCUGCGCAAGCUCAGUCUUCGCAUCUUCCAAAUUCGAAGCGCAGCUGAGAUGGCAGAGUCCUUACAUGACCGUAUAUCGAGGAAACAUCACAGAAAUAUGCUUCGGCAUUGGAGCGCCAAGGUCAGAACGCUACGCAGCGAACGAGAAGCAUUCGUACCAUCUGACAUUGAUAUCGAGACGCACGAACCCAAGACCCCGGGCUCAGCUAUAGUAGCCGAGUCAGCAGAAGACACGCUGAACAUGAGCGAACUAGGUUCUUUACCGCAAUUUCGUUUAGCCUCGACAACCCCGAUUGCGACCCCUGGGUACUUGUCGUCCCCUUCCAGACGAGCUGCUCGAGCGCGUAUGCUUUCUCAAAUGUCUACCACUCCUGCAACUCCCUUAUUCACACCUUUCGCAACUCGUCUUCGUGCAGCACUAGACGGAGACAGAUAUGGCUCUGAGAACAAGUCUCGAAUUCGGCGUGGUUCCAUGGGAACAAUUGUUCGAUUUGCCAUUGAAGAGCCCGAGUCACCCACAGAAGGACGGAAAUCAUCAACAAGACGAGAGUGA
Talaromyces stipitatus ATCC 10500 is the source of this 3204-nucleotide messenger RNA. Its product is annotated as centrin-binding protein Sfi1, putative. The transcript is spliced from 2 exons. NCBI's taxonomy places the organism in Eukaryota, Fungi, Ascomycota, Eurotiomycetes, Eurotiales, Trichocomaceae. The record is from RefSeq and is a predicted model, not a curated record. The coding region runs from base 1 to 3204 and encodes 1067 amino acids.